Messenger RNA from Bipolaris sorokiniana ND90Pr, 462 nucleotides. RefSeq lists its product as uncharacterized. Lineage: Eukaryota; Fungi; Ascomycota; Dothideomycetes; Pleosporales; Pleosporaceae. The record is from RefSeq and is a predicted model, not a curated record. The transcript has 5 exons. Bases 1 to 462 code for a protein of 153 amino acids.
AUGGUCACUAGCACCAAGUACCCUGGCUUGGAAGUUGCUGUUCAUGUUGAUGAUCGGCCAUUACAGGAGUACGAUGAUGGCGACGAGAAUCCCCCGCCAAACACCGUUACAAAAUACGUCGAAGCUAAAUCAGGGCUGAAGAAAGCGUUGAAAGGAAAUGCGUUCUCACACCAAGCCGCUUUGGCCGCCCCAGAAAGGUCUCAGAGCCAAUCCGGACAGAAGCUCAGAGUGUAUAGUCUCGCAGAGAAAGAGCCAUUCGCAGUAUUUCAUUUCAAAUACAGAUCUCUUGAGGACAGACCAGAAGAAGAGCUUACUCCCGACGAGCUGAGAGAGCUAGUUCGCCGCAUGAGACAACGAGAAGCGCAAAGCAAUCUCAUCAAGAGAGAGACAACAAACAAAGGUCCCAUCAAGCAUGAACAGGUUGACGAUGGUCAGGCCACUGCAGCUGGAUCACGCACCUAA